GUUCCCUCGCGGAGCGGCACUUGCUUUCCCGUCCUCCUCUCCCUCGCCCGUCGUCGUUCUUCUGAGGGACUCGCCGCGGCGGAGGCACCGCCGCCUCAGCGCCGGGCCCGCCCGCUGAAAGCCGCGGCUCUUCUCCCUCAGCUGCCGGGUCCGGGGAAAGGAGCGAGGGCGGCGCGCUUUCGCCACCCCGCCCCGCCGGCGGCGGGACCCGCACAGGGAAGCAGCCGAGCCUGAGAGGAACCACAGCCAGACGGCGGCGACGAGCAAAGGCGGGCGAUGGGCGCCAAGCAGAGCGGCCCGGCCGCCCCCAAUGGCCGGACCCGGGCUUACUCCGGAGGGGACUUGCCUUCCAGUAGCGGCGGCGGUGCGAACGGGCGGCCGGCAGGCGGCGCGGCGAGGUACACGCACCUGGCCCCGGGAGGGCAGCACCACGCGGGGCCCAGCGGAGCGGCGGCGCCGGCGCCCCGGAGCAGGUCUCUGGGCGGGCCGGGCGCGUCCGGAGCUCGCGCGGCUCAUUCUGCCUUCAAUAUCCCCAACAGCAGCGGCCUCUACGGCUCGCAGGACUCGGUCAGCAGCACCCCCGAGGAAGGGGGCAGGGAACGGGCCGCGGCCGGAGGAGGAGGCGGCGGUGCUGGAGGAGGACAUGGCAGCGGCGGCGGGCCCCGGCUCGUCAUCGGCUCACUGCCCGCCCACCUGUCGCCUCACCUGUUCGGAGGAUUUAAGUGCCCUGUUUGUUCCAAGUUUGUCUCUUCAGAUGAAAUGGAUUUGCAUCUUGUGAUGUGUUUGACAAAACCAAGGAUAACCUACAAUGAGGAUGUGCUGAGUAAAGAUGCUGGGGAGUGUGCAAUAUGCCUGGAAGAGCUGCAGCAAGGGGAUACAAUAGCACGAUUGCCUUGUCUAUGCAUAUAUCAUAAAGGAUGCAUAGACGAAUGGUUUGAAGUAAACAGAUCUUGUCCUGAGCAUCCCUCAGAUUAACGUCAGAGUUUCCUGUUUUGUGUAGUCUCUGACACGGACCAUCACGUGUAAAGGAUUUGGCGUUCCAUCUUCAGAGGCCGAUGUGAGACUGGACUUCUGUUCACUUUGUACCGGAAAGUUAAGAGGGAGAUGGAACAUGACACGGGACAAAUGAUGCAAAGCUGGAAGCUCAGUGUACCGACACUCAGCUUAAAGGAGACACAGGGAUUCUUGAAAAUGCUGCACAUCCUGGAAAAGUCCUCUUCCCACAGACUUUACGGACAACAUUUUAUAUCUACAGGCCAAAGUUACUAACUUUCAUUUUAAUUUUUUUUUAAAAAGAAAACUGUCUACAGAAGCAGUUUGUUCUCACAUUCUUUCUUGAAUGGAAGCUGUGUGCUCUGGAUCAAGACUCUGGGACAUUGUACAAGGGAAAUGCCAUUUUGGAGUUGGAAACCGCCCCACUCCCACUGUGUACCAUGAGCUUGGGAUUGGGGGUAAAAGCAAUCUAUGAAGUACAUACAGUUAAGCGGUGUGAACUUCCUCAUGAAAUUUUGCACCCUUUAUGCUGUUCACAUUUUUUCUGUGAAAGAAUGCAACAUUCCUUGACUUAGGUUUUUUGUUUUUUGUUCUUAAAGUAAAGCUUUGCCAGAGUGCAGCCCAAAGAGCAAAAUGUAAUCAAGGCAGAUCAUUAAUUGACGUCGUUGAUCAGGCUAUAGAGUUAAUUGAAAUCCGCAUACUGUGUUCAUUUCUAAUAUAUACUAAAAUUCACCUUUACUGCUUGUGGAUAUCAAAGCAGCAGCAAAACUAAAAAAAGAAAAGAGCAUAAUUUAGCAGCUAUGCAAUAUUUUUUUAAAAAAAAUUAUAGGGAAAUUAAAAUUACCAUCUCAAGUGCUGCCAGUUAAGGUAAUUUAACGGGUAUUUUUUAAACAUGUUUCAGGUAGUUAUUUUCUUGUACUACUUUAAUCUCCAGGCUGUUUCUCUCUAGCUGAGUAGUCACAAAGGCGGGCAAAGUGAGACAUUUCAUAGGGAUGGGACCUGGAUUGACUUUUGUGUGGUUUUUUUUAAUUAUUAUUAUUAUUCAAGGUUGUCUCAGUGGCAGAUCAUAGUAGUUCAUGUUCAGUGCUGUUAGCCAGGCUUUUGACAGCUAUAAUUCUGUACCCAAUUGCUCAUCCUUCAUCCCAUUGGUAUAAAUGGGUUUAAACAUACAUAACUGUGAGCAUACGUUUGAAGGAACCACCUAUAUUUCUUGAACCAAUAAAACUUUACACUACUGUGGCUUACCAUAAAUUGAAAAAUGAGGGGUAUGGGAUAGGGUAGGGAAGAAGCUCACUAAGUAAAAUUGUGAGCUGUUAAUAAUAUAUCUGUUUCCAUAAAAAAGGGGACCCGUUUUGGAAGCUGUUAAAAGUACCUUGUAAAGUUUGUAACAAAAGCGUUGAAUAAAGGUGAUUGGAACUUUU
Lacerta agilis (Sand lizard) is the source of this 2414-nucleotide messenger RNA. It is a transcript of the gene ZNRF2, whose product is annotated as zinc and ring finger 2. The transcript has 5 exons. The record is from RefSeq and is a predicted model, not a curated record. Bases 277 to 975 code for a protein of 232 amino acids. Lineage: Eukaryota; Metazoa; Chordata; Lepidosauria; Squamata; Lacertidae.